AUGUCGAGCCGCGGCGUCACAUUAACCCUCAUCAUGAUCACUCUCUUCCUCUCUACAGCAUCUGGUGAUUCUCAUGACAAAUGUGUGUACACCAUUUACAUAAAAACAGGGUCACUCAUGAAGGCUGGUACAGACUCUAAGAUAAGCCUGAGCCUUGGAGACUUCUCGGGGAGCUCAGUAUGGGUGCCGGAUCUUGAGUCAUGGGGCCUAAUGAGCCCAUACCAUGAUUACUUUGAGCGUGGCAAUCUAGACGUAUUUAGUGUACGUGGUCGAUGCAUGGAUGGACCCGUUUGCAGGCUCAGCCUCACAUGCGAUGGGUCCGGGGCUCACCCGGGCUGGUACUGCGACCACGUGGAGGUCGCCGCCACGGGACCUGACACUGGAUGUUCGAAAUCCAUGUUUUAUGUUCAACAAUGGUUGUCUAGUGAUGUUCCUCCAUUUGAGCUCACUGCUAGUGUUGAUGCGUGUAAUCCCUGGAAUAUUAAUGCUGUUGCGGAUGAGCAGGAGAAAUGUGGGAAGUUUGUUGUGGUCAAUCCCGCAAGAUAUGAAUAA
Molecule: messenger RNA, 552 nt
Organism: Prunus persica (peach)
Lineage: Eukaryota; Viridiplantae; Streptophyta; Magnoliopsida; Rosales; Rosaceae
Product: PLAT domain-containing protein 3-like
Exons: 2
Coding region: 1-552 (183 amino acids)
Molecular function (GO): protein binding
Source: RefSeq, a predicted model, not a curated record